ACACACACUUCUAGAACACCCUGUACAUGUGUGUACCUGUGUGUACAUCUGUGUAUACACAGAUACAUGUAUGCUAGAACUUUCAAACACUGUAUAUAUACACGUGUGUACACUAAGACUUUUGGAGCACUCUGCACAUUUGUGUACAUACUUCCAUAUGCAUAGAGACACACAGACCUAUAUACAAGUACACUAAGAACACACUGUACAUACAUAUGUAUGAUAUACAUGUACACUAAGAUUUUAACACCCUGUAGAUGUGUAUAUAUGCAAAUACAAGCAUAUAUGCAUGCACGUACAUAUGUGCACACCUACAUAUGCAAUACACACAUACAUGCAAUUACACUUUUAGAAUAGCCCCUACAUGUGUGUACAUAUACACACACACAUACACCAGGGUUUUUUAACAAUCCUCGCAUGUGUACAUAUAUAAAAGUACACUAAGACUUUUAAACACCCUGUAUGUGUAUACAUGUGCAUGUACCUAUACACACUGAUUUUUCAAAAACCCUAACAUGUGUACAUAUACACAAUGCAGUAGAGUAUAACUUUUAGCAUACCAACACAUACAUAUAUAUACAUAUACACCUAUCCAAGUAAAUGAAUUUUCAGAACACCUGUACAUACAUAUAUACAUACGAAAGUAAAUAACUUUUGGAAUACUCGUAACAUAUGUGUUCACUAAGCCUUUUAGAGCACCCCUUACGGGUGUGUACACAUACACAUAUACAGGUACACUAAGACUUUUGGGACACCCCAGAGCACUGCAAACUUUAAAACACCAUAUAUGUUAGCAAUUUUUAUUGCUUUAAGAAGCUCUCUCAAUGAGCACCGUGAGGUGAUGCCCAGGUAACAAGGAGGCAGGGCAGAGGGGGCGGGGCGUCCCGGUCCGGCGGCGGUCACGCUCCAUUCCAAUUCUGGCAUCCUGAGGUGGGGGUGGGAGUGGACAUCCGGGUCCCGGGGAAGGAUAAGGUCAGGACGCCGCAGGCUGACUCAGAAGCCUCACCAGCGUCCCCUUAGACGCCGGGACUGGGUGGCCGCAGGGCGAACGAGCUCAGGCAGAUCAUUCACCAGAGACAGCCUGAAUACGAAAUCGCCAACUGGACUGAUACCAUCUCUUGUAGCCAUGAAUAUUUUUCUUAGAAUACAGUGCUCCAAGUUGCUGAGGAUCCCUAAGGUGUCUGUGAGAGCAUUCCACAAAGAUUACAGAGUACCAGCACCUCAGAACUUUUCAGACUAUGAAUCUGUUAAACAAAAUUUCAAAAUAGAGGUACCGCAGUAUUUCAACUUUGCCAAAGAUGUUCUGGAUCAUUGGGCCAAGAUGGAGAAGAUUGGAAAGAGACCAUCAAGCCCAGCCUUCUGGUGGAUAAAUGAUAAUGGAGAGGAAGUGAAAUGGAACUUUCAGGAGCUGGGAUUGUUGUCUAAAAAACUGGCCAAUGUCCUUAAUGAAUUCUGUGGUCUGAAAAAGGGAGACAGAGUAAUUGUAAUUUUGCCUACAAUUCCAGAAUGGUGGCUAACAAAUGUGGCAUGUCUACGGACAGGCACAGUCUUAAUUCCUGGAACCAUCCAGAUGACUGAAAAUGACCUGUUGUAUAGGCUGCAAACUUCCAAGGCAAAGUGUAUUAUUACCAAUGACACUUUUGCUAGGACUGUGGAUUCCAUCGCCCAUAAGUGUCCAGUUCUGAAGUACAAGUUAAUUGUUUCUGAGAAGCCUAAGGAGGGAUGGGGAAACCUCAGAGAAAUGAUGAAACAUGCAAGUGCUGACCACAUCUGUGAGAAGACCAGACAUGAUGAAACAAUGACCAUCUACUUUACUAGUGGCACCACUGGCUCUCCUAAAAUGACAGCGCAUACACACAGCAGUUAUGGUUUAGGAUUAUCAAUAAAUGGAAGGUACUGGCUAGAUUUGACACCUUCCGACAUAAUAUGGAAUACAUCAGACACAGGCUGGGCAAAAUCGGCUUGGAGUAGUAUUUUUUCUCCGUGGAGUUUAGGAGCUUGUGUGUUUGUACGCUACAUGCCACGUUUUGAUCCAGCCUCCAUCUUAAAAACCCUGUCCAGUUUUCCCAUUACAGUCUUCUGUUCAGCUCCAACUGCCUAUCGGAUGCUUGUGCUAAAAUGGGAGUCCAGUUAUAAGUUCAAAAAUCUAAAGCAUUGUGUGACUGCAGGAGAGCCAAUCAACCCUGAAGUGUCUGAACAGUGGAAAAACAAGACAGGGCUGGACAUCUAUGAAGGAUAUGGACAGACAGAAACGGUGCUAAUCUGUGGAACUUUCAAAGGAAUGAAGAUUAAAAGUGGUUGCAUGGGAAAGCCUUCUCCAGCUUUUGAUGUGAAGAUUAUAGAUGAAAAUGGCAGCAUCCUACCCCCUAAACAAGAAGGAACUAUUGGCAUCCGAGUCCUACCUAACCGACCACUUGGUUUAUUUGCUGGUUAUGUUGAUGAGCCUCUCAGAACAGCAUCUGCGUUCCGUGGGGAUUUCUACGUUACUGGUGACAGAGGGUAUAUGGAUGAAGAUGGAUAUAUCUGGUUUAUUGGAAGAGCAGAUGAUAUUAUCUUAUCCUCUGGAUAUCGAAUUGGUCCUUUUGAAGUAGAAAGUGCUCUGGUUGAGCACCCAGCAGUCCUGGAGUCAGCAGUGGUCAGCAGUCCAGACCAGAUCAGAGGAGAGGUAGUAAAGGCCUUUGUGGUUCUCAAGCCUGAUUAUAAGUCAUGUGAUCCAGAAAAAAUGAAAAAGGAGCUUCAGGAACAUGUCAAAAGAACUACAGCACCCUACAAAUAUCCCAGAAAGGUGGAGUUUGUCCACGAGUUGCCAAAGACCAUCAGUGGGAAGAUAAAAAGAAAUGAAUUGCGGAAGAAAGAAUGGGGGAAAGUCUAGUUUUAUUUGAUUACAUAAUACCAUAACACCUGUAAAACCCAGAUAUUUUCUGAAACUUAAACCCUGAAGAUGAAAUAAUGAAAUAAGAUGCUCAUAGAUUCAUGGUUUUAUAAACAUCUUGUGGUAGCAAUGUUAUAUAGUAGAAUUCUCAAGUAAAAUAACAUAUUCUUUAAUUGCUCGGUGAUUUGUCGGUGUGUCAACAAGCAUCUGUAAAAAGUUAUGUGCUAAACACUGUGCUGAGAAUCCUGUGACCAAAGCUGACUCAUGUUCCACAGGUUGGAAGUAGUGAUGCCGUGGGCAAUCCCUUCCCCAAAACAAGCCUGAAAAAGUUAUGGAAGUUGUAGAGGUGGGUCAGGGCAGUGGCCUCCACAGGUGUGUUACCUGGGGCCUGGCAAGUGCCAUUGUUAUUCUCUACUUCCAUGGGACAACUGGCUAGUUCCACUAGUUGCUAUAUUAUUGGGUUUUUUGUUUUGGGGUUUUUUUUUGCGGGGCAAUGGGGGGUUAAGUGACUUGCCCAGGGUCACACAGCUAGUAAGUGUCAAGUGUCUGAGGCCGGAUUUGAACUCAGGACUCCUGAAUCCAGGGACGGUGCUCUAUCCACUGCACCACCUAGCUGCCCCAGUUGUCAUAUUAUUGGAAAGAUUAUAGUUGUAUAAAAAUUUUGUUUAAAUUUAAAUUUUAAAAAACUUUU
Molecule: messenger RNA, 3563 nt
Organism: Dromiciops gliroides (monito del monte)
Lineage: Eukaryota; Metazoa; Chordata; Mammalia; Microbiotheria; Microbiotheriidae
Gene: ACSM3
Product: acyl-CoA synthetase medium chain family member 3
Exons: 14
Coding region: 1127-2872 (581 amino acids)
Biological process (GO): acyl-CoA metabolic process; fatty acid biosynthetic process
Cellular component (GO): mitochondrial matrix
Molecular function (GO): fatty acid ligase activity; fatty-acyl-CoA synthase activity
Source: RefSeq, a predicted model, not a curated record